Molecule: messenger RNA, 2932 nt
Organism: Etheostoma cragini (Arkansas darter)
Lineage: Eukaryota; Metazoa; Chordata; Actinopteri; Perciformes; Percidae
Gene: xxylt1
Product: xyloside xylosyltransferase 1
Exons: 5
Coding region: 649-1866 (405 amino acids)
Molecular function (GO): UDP-xylosyltransferase activity
Source: RefSeq, a predicted model, not a curated record
AAGCUGAAGCCAAAGUGGGUGUAGCUAAAGUUGUGUCGUAGCAUUUUGUUGCUAGGCUGCUAGCUAACGUUAGUGAUUUCUCCAAAUAGUCGUUUUACUUCUCGAAAUCCCAAAGCCAUGCAAAUUCCGUAAUACUUUUAGAACAACAAAUGCAUGCAAAUACACAUCAGCACUUUAAAAAAAUCAAACAGUUUUUGGCUUUAUGCUUGGUUAAACAAACAGCGUCGGAGGGCAACUUAAGCGUAUUAAGCGUUUUAGCGUAUCAGGCGCAAAGACGUCGCUUGCUAAUAACUAGCAUUCUCGCUGCCACUUGGUAUGUCAACACUUUGCUGCAGGUAUUUGGCAUUCCGUGAACUUUAACUUUGUCGUUAUAUUUCAAUGUAACGUUAGCUAAUGUAACAUUGCUUCAUAAACGUGAGGAUCCAGUAACAUGUCGAACAAGCUGUCAAAAUGGAACUGCAGAGAUCAACGACACACUUUUGUCCUUUUUCUGUAAAGACACCCCAUUUACCUAGUCGAGGAGACCUUCAAAAACCCUUAAAAAAGGAAAAUGUUGGCAACUUACCAAAGAUAAUAAUGAACCAGAGGGACACAAAACUGAAUGUAUUCCCUUGUGCGCCCCCAUUCUCGUGACCCCAAGAGGGAGAUAUGGGUAUCCUAAGACUGGUAGCCAGAAUCAUGGGUAGGAUCAGUACUUUUAGGUCCUAUCAGUUUGUGCUUCUCCUGGCUGCUGCACUUGCUGUUGUGGCUUUUUACUACUUUGGCUCAGAAAGGCAGAACUUCUCCAGCACCACUAAGAGGAUCAAGCACACCCAGGCCAGCCACAACGCCAACAGAAACGAUGCUGAUCUAACUGUGGACACCAGGCUCUCACACCCAGUUGGAUCUGAGGAGCAAGGAGAGGAAGAGCGAGAUGAAGGAGGAGAGAGCAAGGGGUUAAUGCCUAGGAAAGGGGACAGUGAUAGCGCUGGUGGCCAACGCUACCACGCACUUAUGAUGUUCACCAAGGUGGACAAAAGCCGGAGCCUACAGGACAAGUUUAGGGUGGCCAUGUUAUCUAUGGUUCAGCACGGACACUUCAUGGAAGGAGAGGUGUUGGUGCUUCAUUUUGUGAGUGACCAGGCCAGCAAAGAACUGGGAGAGAGGAUGCUGCAGGAGUUUCUACUUGAUGCAACGUUUAAGUAUGAGGUGCUGUUCCAUGACGUGGUGGCUCUCACACAGAAGCUGUUCCCUAUUGUGGAGGCCAUGCAGAAGCACUUCAGCGCUGGCUCUGGGGCUUACUACAGCGACGCCAUCUUCUUCCUCUCUGUUGCCAUGCAUCACAUCAUGCCUGAAAGUCUGACGCGCAUAGUGCAGCUUGACCUGGACCUGAAAUACAAGACCAACAUCAGGGACCUUUUCAAAGAAUUUGACCAGUUUCCUCCAGAAGCGGUAAUAGGCAUUGCAAGAGAGAUGCAGCCAGUCUACAGACACACGUUUUGGCAAUAUCGUAAGGAGAACCCUCAGACCAAAGUAGGUGAUCCUCCUCCUGACGGCCGCCCAGGUUUCAACAGCGGUGUGAUGUUAUUGGACCUUGGUGCUAUGAGGGACUCAGCUCUCUACAACAAACUGUUGGAGCCUAGCAAUGUGGCCAAACUAGCAGACCAUUAUCGCUUCAGGGGCCACCUAGGGGACCAGGACUUCUUCACCAUGAUUGGCAUGGAGCAUCCUGAACUGUUUUAUUCGCUGGCCUGUGGGUGGAACCGUCAGCUGUGCACCUGGUGGAGGGACCACGGAUACGGAGACGUGUUUCAAAUGUAUUAUCGCUGUGUUGGACAUGUCUAUAUUUACCAUGGGAACUGUAACUCCCCUAUACCAGAUGACUGAUUUAAGCACUGGACUGAUGGUGGAACUGAAAAGGAGUCUAUGACAUCUACAACAUCUGACAUCUUUAGUUCAAGAGAAAUAUUUGUCCUACUUUAUGGAAGGGAGGAUUGUGGCUAUUAUAUAACUUGCCGUUGUUGACCAGUGUACUGCCGGUAUAGUCACAUACUUUGCCCCCUGCUGGUCAAGGGGCUACUGAAGGACCUGCCCUGCUACAAAUAUGGCAUUUAUCUGUCAUUUUGGUGUGUUGAAAACAGAUCUGUGUUACAGCAAUGCAAGGAGCUGCAAUAGUUGGGCCAUUAUUUUUCAGGUACAAAGAUAGCAUUAUUAAAUAUGAUCUAAGAAACCUCAGCUUACUAACAGACAUGUUGAUUUGAAGGCUUAAGAGUAGAAAUAUGCAGUUCAUGUUAAAAGUUCAUCUACCUGGAAUGUAUUCUUGUCUAUAUUUCAUUGGCAAAUGCAGCCUCUUGCUGAAUGAUGUUGCAUUGUGGUGUGGAGAAAGGUUUCGCAUGGGCCCUCUGCAUGGCACCCUGCUGCAUCAAUGCUGGAAUCAUUCAAAUGAAAUAAGGGCUAAUGUCAGUAUGAAUGAGGUGUAAUAUAUUAUGCAUUGUCAAUGUCAAGUAAUUCUCUUUUUAUUUGCUCAUACAUUAAUUGAUUUCAAUAAAUGUUGGUACUUGAGGAGAAUCUAAAAAAACACUAUCCAUUACACAUUGGGGUAAUGUGAUAAUUUAAAAGGAAUUCAUAUUGCUAACAAAUGGUUAAAUAUUAUCUGCAAUGAAUACAGGGUCAGCAAAUGUGUAGUUUUUGAUAGCCAGACCUUUGACUACAGUGCUGUGUUAGUGCUGGAGAAUGGACUGGCUACAUCGCUUAUUAUUCUGGGACAGGGGAAUUUUUUAAAAUGUCUUUAAUAAAUCACAACCGUCUUGGGUGGCGCUAAGCUCCUGAUGACUGUGCACCUGCAAAACAGAUAGUGGAAGGGGAAAUGAAUACCUGACAUUCAGCACACCAAGCUUAAUCCCAGCACUGUCCAUCUGGUAAACCAGACUAGCAUGUGUGUUUAUUGGCUAUA